UUUUUUAGGUACGUGGAGAUUCCUUCUGGGAUAUUCUGGAAGAAUCGUCAUGCAACACUCUACAACUGCAAGCAUCCUUCAAAGAAAUUCUCACCACAAUGGGAUUUGACAAUGUUCGCUCUCUUCAAAGCUUCUGCGAAGAAGAUUUCAAGAAGAUAGAGAAGUUCAUGCAGACCAAGCUGAUAAGGAUUUUGGAUAAGAAAUGUCUUCAUAUGUCAGCAGAUAAAAAGCAGAAAGAGCUGGAAAAGUACUAUGGAUCAUUAUUUUCUAUUCUACCAGAAGAGUAUGAGAUUUUAGGAGGUCAACGCAGGACAAUAUUAGAAGCAUCUAAAGUUGCUGGCAACCUGCUGACUGAAGCAAACAAGAAGAAAACUCAGGUGGCAUCCAUUUUCAGAAAAUGCUUUGCACCAUCCAAACUUACUUCUACUCAAAAGUUGAAGCCUUCUGACAACACCUCAAAUGAUGAAUAUAUUGUAAAACAAACACAAUCUUUAACAGAAAACAUCCAGGUAUGGUUAGAAACAAAUGCUCCAGAACUUUUUAAUUCAAAUGUUGACAGUGAAGCAACAGAAGAAAAGGUGUAUUUAGUUGUGCCUAAAGUGGGGAAAGAUCCUUUCGGAAACUUGCUGGCUAAAGUGUCUUGUCCAGUAUGUGAUCAAAAUUUUACCUUUGGCAAAACUGGCCCUCGAUGGAGUUCUUCAAAUUUCUAUAGGCAUAUAGAAAAUGUCCACCACAAGAAGAAGAGAAAGUCCAGUGACUCCAGCCAACAAACUUUAAAGAAAAUGUUCAAAAGUAACACUGCUGAUAAUGAGGAAGACAGUGCUGGUGGAAAGACAAUUGAGACAAACAAGACUGUAGAUGUCGAGGUUGUUCCAGAAAAUGAUACGAAUCCAACCUCUAGUGAAAUCGAAGAUCCCUCAGCCAGCAGCACGUCUCAAAAUCAGGACCAGGAUUUUGUUCUGACGGUGGAAGAGAACUGACCACUUUCUCCCGCCACUCACAAAGAAAU
Molecule: messenger RNA, 1009 nt
Organism: Thrips palmi
Lineage: Eukaryota; Metazoa; Arthropoda; Insecta; Thysanoptera; Thripidae
Exons: 1
Coding region: 99-980 (293 amino acids)
Source: RefSeq, a predicted model, not a curated record